AUGGGCUGUCUGGGGGGGCAGACGGAGGAAGAACGACUGGAUGAAAAAGCAAAGAGAGAAGCAAACAAGAAGAUUGAGAGACAACUUCAGAAAGAGAGACAGGCUUACAAAGCUACACAUAGACUGUUACUGCUGGGUGCAGGAGAAUCAGGUAAAAGCACGAUUGUGAAGCAGAUGAGGAUUCUUCACGUCGACGGCUUCAACGCUGAAGAAAAGCAGGAGAAGGCUCAGGACAUCAGGAAAAACGUGAAGGACGCCGUCGUGGCCAUCGUGUCAGCCAUGAGCUCGUUGACUCCACCCAUACCUGUUGGUAACCCUGGCAACCAGUUCAGAGUUGAUUACAUCAACAGCAUCGCACCGCUGUCUGACUUUGAAUACACCGAGGAGUUCUAUGAGCAUGCUCAGCAGCUGUGGGAGGACGACGGCAUCAGAGCAUGUUUUGAACGCUCCAACGAAUAUCAGCUGAUCGAUUGCGCUCAGUAUUUCCUGGACAAGUUGGACUUAGUCAGGAGGUCGGACUAUUCGCCCACUGACCAGGAUUUGUUGCGCUGCAGAGUUUUGACCUCAGGGAUAAUUGAAACCAGGUUCCAGGUCGACAAGGUCAACUUCCAUAUGUUCGAUGUCGGCGGACAGAGGGACGAACGCAGGAAGUGGAUUCAGUGCUUCAACGAUGUGACGGCCAUCAUCUUCGUCGCCGCCAGCAGCAGCUACAACAUGGUCAUCAGAGAGGACAACUCCACCAACCGCCUGCGAGAGUCUCUGGACCUCUUCAGGUCCAUCUGGACCAACAGGUUUCUGAAGACCAUAUCCGUGAUCUUGUUCCUGAACAAACAGGACGUCCUUGCUGACAAAAUUCUGGCGGGAAAAUCUAAACUGGAGGAUUAUUUCCCUGAAUACAACAACUACACAGUUCCUGUUGACGCUGUUCCAGAUGCUGAUGAAGACGAAAGAGUGGCCCGAGCAAAGUUCUUCAUCAGGGAUGAGUUUUUGCGGAUCAGCUUGGCGAGCGGCGAUGGGAAACAUCACUGUUAUCCUCACUUCACCUGUGCAGUCGACACGGAGAACAUCCGCCGCGUCUUCAACGACUGUCGUGACAUCAUUCAGCGCAUGCACCUGAGGCAGUACGAGCUGCUCUGA
Messenger RNA from Limanda limanda (common dab), 1137 nucleotides. Its product is annotated as guanine nucleotide-binding protein G(olf) subunit alpha-like. Gene Ontology annotation, molecular function: GTPase activity; GTP binding; G protein-coupled receptor binding. Lineage: Eukaryota; Metazoa; Chordata; Actinopteri; Pleuronectiformes; Pleuronectidae. Gene Ontology annotation, biological process: adenylate cyclase-modulating G protein-coupled receptor signaling pathway. Gene Ontology annotation, cellular component: heterotrimeric G-protein complex. The transcript is spliced from 12 exons. Bases 1 to 1137 code for a protein of 378 amino acids. The record is from RefSeq and is a predicted model, not a curated record.